Molecule: messenger RNA, 1017 nt
Organism: Adineta steineri
Lineage: Eukaryota; Metazoa; Rotifera; Eurotatoria; Adinetida; Adinetidae
Source: the annotation of a GenBank genome assembly
AUGAAUAACGAAUUAUUGUGUUCGUUCACUCAUCUCGAAGAUCUUCCAGAUGAGCUUGUACUAGCUAUUUUUGUUUAUAUUCCCGUUCAAACUCUCUAUGAUAGUUUUCGUAAUAUUAAUCAACGAUUAAAUUCGAUUCUUACAUCAGUACGAUUAAGUGUAAGAAUCGAAGUAAACGAAGAUCGAAAUCAGUUGUUGAUUACUUCUGUUCAACAUUUUGCUCCACAAAUCAACUCGCUUCACAUUGCUCUCUGGUGCCAACACCUUGAUUUGACAAAAUUUCAACGCAUCCAAUCACUUUAUAUUUCCCGACCAACAUUCGUUCAAUUGAUGUCUAUUCAACCUGAACAUUUACCUGAACUAAGAACACUUUCAAUUAAAUAUGCUACUCCAUUGAAAUAUGACCAUAUUGAUGAUUUUUAUCGUCUAAUUAUAUCAAAUCGUUUUAAACAACUUCGUUUCGUUCGUCAAGAUGGGGCUGAUCUUCGUCUUGAACAUUAUGUUGUCGAAAACAAAUAUCUCCAUUUACUCUAUAUCGGAUCGUGUGAAUUGCAACAUUGGCCUGAUUUAUUAAAAGCAUUACCAGCUCUAUGUCAAUUUACUGCUACGAUGUUUUAUCUUACUCCACCAAUUGCUGUUGCUACAUCAUUUCAACACAUGGCUUUACGUCAUCUUAAUAUUGUACUAGAUGAAUAUUAUGAUGUCAUCGAUGAUCUUGAAAAAGUAAUAUGGUUUACGCCAAUCUUAACUCAUCUAGCCGUUCGUUGUAGACAUUCUCUACCGCCAAUCGAUUUUUUCGGAUUAUCCGAUAUGUUAGCUGAAUGUACACCUCGUCUCAAACACUUUCGAUGUCGAUUCAAUCUUGUUAUCAAAAAAAAUGAAAAGAUUGCAGAAGUGGAUCAUAUAAGACAAAUUUCUCCACUUUUCACUACAAUUCACUACAAACAACAUGAAACACGUAGUCAAUGUUUUAUCGUCGCAACAGAACCAAUGAUGGAUGAAUAUCGACAAGAUUAA